AAAAACCUGCCAACCGUCGAAUGACACAGAGAGAUUGAGUGAGACGACGAAAGGCGUUAUCCGCAGUGACGGCCACACACCUCACUCCGUCAUUCCCUUCUCGCCACGUGUCCUCCGAAACUUCCGUUUCCACCAGAUAGCCCCGUCCCCACCCUGUACCCUCCCACACACGCUCUCUCCCUUAUCGCUUUCGUAUAUAUCUACCCACUGCAGCAACUGGGCUCCUCCUCGAAUCCAGCAAUUUCUCACCUCAGCUGAUCCCUUAUAUCUCUUAUUGAUGCUCUUGUAAUCUCACUCGUCAAGCUUAAAUUUUUAUGGUUUUCUUGUAGUAAAUUUUGUGGGUUGAGCGAGAGAGGGAGAGAGAGAUGGAUCACGCAGCAGAUGCCCACCGGACCGAUUUGAUGACCAUAACGAGGUUUGUAUUGAAUGAGCAAUCAAAGCACCCGGCUUCUCGUGGGGAUUUCACUAUCUUGCUCAAUCAUAUUGUUCUUGGCUGCAAAUUCGUUUGCUCAGCUGUUAACAAGGCGGGUCUCGCCAAGCUUAUUGGACUUGCUGGGGAGACAAAUGUUCAGGGUGAAGAGCAAAAGAAACUGGAUGUGCUUUCAAAUGAAGUAUUCAUCAAGGCUUUAGUAAGCAGUGGACGAACAUGCAUACUUGUCUCUGAAGAAGAUGAUGAGGCAAUAUUUGUGGAGCCUGGCAAGCGUGGAAAGUACUGCGUUGUGUUCGAUCCAUUGGAUGGAUCCUCCAACAUUGACUGUGGUGUUUCUAUUGGAACGAUCUUUGGGAUUUACAUGGUGAAACAUGGCAAUGAACCAACUCUAGAUGAUGUUUUGCAACCUGGAUCAAAUAUGGUUGCAGCUGGCUAUUGCAUGUAUGGAAGCUCUUGCAUGCUUGUGUUGAGCACUGGAAGUGGUGUUAACGGUUUUACCCUUGAUCCAUCUCUUGGGGAGUUCAUACUUACACAUCCUGAUAUUAAGAUUCCAAAGAAAGGAAAGAUUUAUUCAGUAAAUGAAGGAAAUGCUAAGAACUGGGAUGGUCCAACGGCCAAAUAUGUAGAAAGAUGCAAGUUCCCUAAGGAUGGUUCCUCACCGAAGUCUCUAAGAUACGUUGGAAGCAUGGUGGCUGAUGUCCAUCGCACAUUACUCUAUGGGGGGAUAUUUUUGUACCCUGCAGACAAGAAGAGUCCCAAUGGGAAGCUGCGUGUGCUGUAUGAAGUCUUUCCAAUGUCAUUUUUGAUGGAACAAGCAGGAGGUCAAUCAUUUACUGGCAAGCAACAGGCACUUCACUUGGUUCCAGAGAAGAUACACCAGCGAUCUCCAAUAUUUCUGGGCAGCUAUGAUGAUGUUGAGGAAAUCAAAGCACUCUAUGCUGCUGAAAAUGCAGAAGCUUAGAGUGCAGUAAGAAUCAUUCUCUUAUAUGUGGCCUUAUUAAUUGUAAUGUGGCUACUUGACCACUCUUCUAAUAUUAUAUUUAUAGGCUAAAAAUCUCUUUCUCAAGUUUCCUUCAAUAAGAUGGUAGUUUAUCGGUGAUAACUAGUUUUUGGUUAAUAUAUUUUAAAUAAUGUUAAAAUCAUUUUGUUGAA
This is a messenger RNA of Manihot esculenta (cassava), 1582 nucleotides long. Its product is annotated as fructose-1,6-bisphosphatase, cytosolic. The record is from RefSeq and is a predicted model, not a curated record. Gene Ontology annotation, biological process: fructose 6-phosphate metabolic process; sucrose biosynthetic process; fructose metabolic process. Gene Ontology annotation, cellular component: cytosol; cytoplasm. Gene Ontology annotation, molecular function: fructose 1,6-bisphosphate 1-phosphatase activity. NCBI's taxonomy places the organism in Eukaryota, Viridiplantae, Streptophyta, Magnoliopsida, Malpighiales, Euphorbiaceae. The transcript is spliced from 12 exons. The coding region runs from base 366 to 1391 and encodes 341 amino acids.